Diuraphis noxia (Russian wheat aphid) is the source of this 735-nucleotide messenger RNA. RefSeq lists its product as uncharacterized. Lineage: Eukaryota; Metazoa; Arthropoda; Insecta; Hemiptera; Aphididae. The record is from RefSeq and is a predicted model, not a curated record.
AUGUUGGUCUUCACAAACGACAGGGCAAACUGCAUCGCUUGCAUUAGAUAUUUGGCAACUGGGUGUACAUUUGUCUCACUUUCAUUCUACUUUGCUAGAGGUGAGAGCACCAUUGGGUAUGUCGUGUACGAGACUACUAAGAUAUUCUGUGAUGUGCUUAGAGAAUCUUACAUUCCAAUACCAACCAAACAAGAAUGGAAGCAAAUUGCUGAACGAUUUUAUUCUUUGUGGAAUAUCCCGAAUUGUAUAGGAGCAGUUGAUGGCAAACAUGUGCGCAUUGAAAAGUUUCCGAACAGUGGUUCGAGUAACUUCAACUACAAAGGUUACCAUUCUAUCGUAUUAAUGGCUUGUUGUGACGCGGACGGGUUGUUUACAAUGAUUGAAUGUGGAUAUGCAGGAAGAAACAGCGAUGGUGGUAUAUUUCGUGCUUCAGCAAUUAAAUAUUGGUUGACGCACAGUGGACUUGAUAUUCCGUCACCUGCUUGGCUUCCGAAUGACAUAAAUGAAUCCCUUUGUCCUUUCUACUUAGUUGGAGAUGAAGCCUUCCCAUUAUCCCCUUAUUUAAUGAGACCAUAUUCGAAAAGAAUUCUUGAUAAUACAAAAAGAAUUUUCAAUUAUCGCUUAAGUCGUGGUCGAAAAACUAUAGAGUGCGCGUUUGGAAUGAUGUGCGAGAAAUUCCAGAAUGAUUCGUCUUCUGUCGAUACAGCGAUUAGUGAAAAUGAAAAGCAAGUGUAA